GGGUUGCGGUGGGCACGCCUCUGAGCUGGGAGCCUCAGCACAGCUCUCCGGCUUUUCUAGGGGGAGGUGCCUGGUUGUGACAGGUUGGAGGAUCCCCAGCCCGGAGGGAGAUUGGGGUUAGACAGCUAAAGUAAGGUUCCUGGGAGUUGAGUGGGAAUCUCCAGAGGGUGCAGGCUGGGUCCUCCAUGCCAGCUGCCCUGACAUGGCGUUGGAAAUACCUGCUUUAAGCUUACCAUAUGCCAGCUUCUGUUCUAAGUACUUCCAGUAACGAUUUUAAUUCUUCACAAUAAACCUUUGAGACAGGUACUGUCAUCCCGUUGUAGGGAUGAGAAAAGAGGUAAGGAAGAUGACAGAGGUGGGAUAUGAAUCCACUCGUUGUGGUCCCAGACUCCUCAUUCUAGCCAUCUUGAGGCCUUUGUGGCCCUUCCGAUAAUGGACCAGGAGCUGGACUUGGGGCUGGGGGUAGAUUCCUGUCUUCCAAAGGGGUCUGGGGAUUCCAUGCCCCCACAUCACUGCUUCCUUCUUCUGCCUGGGUUUCCUGGAAAGUGUGACAGAGUCGAUGUGGUCGGAAGUUCUGCGGUCACGGCUCCCCAGGCUGCAGACCCUGCCCGGAUGGGGCCCCUAUGCCUCCUCCUGACUCUGCGCUGCUCCUGGCCCAGGUGGUGCCUCGGGAGGCCUCCCAGCACUGCGGGCGCCUGGAGUACUGGAACCCUGAUAACCGGUGCUGCGGCAGCUGCCUGCAGCGCUUUGGGCCACCCCCCUGUCCCGACUACGCCCGAGUUUUCGGAAAACUGCGGGCUCAAUGAUUCUGGCGAUCACAUGUCGCGUCCCUUCAAAGAAUGUCCUUUUGGGCAGUGCAGCCCCGACAGUGCGGAGCUAUGUAGCCCCUGUGGCAGCGGAGCCACGGCCCCUGCUCCCGCGGGGAGCCGGAGAGGAACACAGCAGCGCUGCCCACAGAGGUCGAUCCCUCCCAAGGAGCCCUGCCCCCUGAAGUCUGGGAAACCAGAUGUCCUUAGCUCCCAGGAUCCCAGCCCAUCACCGAUUUCCAGUCUGUCGUGGACAUCUGAGCGCAGCGUCACUCAGGUCUUGCCAAAUUUUGCCCUGCCGGUCGUGCUGGUUUUCAUGGUGCUGGUUCUGCUGGUCACCUCAGCAGUGGUCCUCCUGGUGGGCCAGUGGUGUCACCGCCAGGCAAAAGUUGUCCUCCAUCCCUCGUCCUCUCCAGGCUCCCUGGAGGCAUCAGAGACAGGGGACUCACGGAAGGAGGUCGCUCUGGUUCCACUCCUGGGCAGAGAACUGCCGAAUUUGGCUUCACAGCCCCUGUCUCGCCUCCUGGAUGAGCUGGAGGUGCUGGAGGAACCGACUGUACUGCUGGAUCCCGAGCCGGGGCCGGGCGGCGGGAUGGCCUGUGGCACCACCAGACACCUGGCGGCGAGAUACGGAGUGCCUGCUGCCUGCUGCACCUUCGCGUACUCGUUGCGGCCCGGUCGCUCGCCACUUCGGGCCUUGAUUGAGAUGGUGGUGGCAAGGGAGCCGUCUGCUUCUCCGGGCCAGCUUGGCACACACCUGGCCCAGCUAGGGCGGGCAGAUGCGCUGCAGGUGCUGUCCAAGCUUGGGUGAGCUGGGACUUGCCCAGCCUAGUCCUUAAUAAAGUUUCCCGUGAAAUAAG
Molecule: messenger RNA, 1666 nt
Organism: Lontra canadensis (Northern American river otter)
Lineage: Eukaryota; Metazoa; Chordata; Mammalia; Carnivora; Mustelidae
Gene: IGFLR1
Product: IGF like family receptor 1
Exons: 4
Coding region: 433-1617 (394 amino acids)
Source: RefSeq, a predicted model, not a curated record